Molecule: messenger RNA, 3750 nt
Organism: Uranotaenia lowii
Lineage: Eukaryota; Metazoa; Arthropoda; Insecta; Diptera; Culicidae
Product: zinc finger protein 652-B-like
Exons: 4
Coding region: 243-1571 (442 amino acids)
Biological process (GO): regulation of transcription by RNA polymerase II
Cellular component (GO): nucleus
Molecular function (GO): RNA polymerase II transcription regulatory region sequence-specific DNA binding; zinc ion binding; DNA-binding transcription factor activity, RNA polymerase II-specific
Source: RefSeq, a predicted model, not a curated record
ACUUUUUUAAACUGGAUUUACUGUUAAAAGCACUCGGAGACUUCCGAAAUUGUUCCUAGAAAAUGAGUGAAUUGUGCUGCAAAUGUAAUCUGCCGAAGGAACCGCCUAAAUCCAACUCCGGCAUUAAGUGGAAUUGCACAAGGCUAAUUUAACUGGGUAGUUUACUCAGUUAAAUGAGUUAAAUCAGCCCAGCGGUCAUUUCUUGAUCAGCCACCUUUCGGUACAUUUGCCGGUUAUGUUUGAUGCGCUCAGAGAGUGUGGAACCGAUAUUUAUACACCCGGGAGACAGCAGUUUGGCGGAUAAAAUUUUCGCUUGUACAGGCAUUCAAAUAGAUGAGAGCGUAAAAAUCGGUCCGACAUCAAUUUGUUUGGAUUGUAAAAGCUCGGUUUAUAAAAGCUACCAAUUUUUGGAACGUUGUCAGCGAAAUAAUAAAAUAAUUCAAAAUUUGCUUAGUAGUCAGGAGGCAACUGAGAAACCUAGCACAGAACAUUCGCCCAAUAGUUUGCGUGUUGUAAUUCGAACAUCGCAGAUCCGUACCGGGUCGAAAUCCUCAAACAAAAGGAAACGUCUAAACUCACGUCGGAAAUCGGCUAGGAGUAAUUUGGAAUCCUCGACAAGUGCUAGUGAUAUCUCGUGGAGUGACCGUGACGAAGAAAGCGACAAUCACGAUGAUGUCGAUGAGGGAAACCUUCCAGUCCAAUUGGCUUACGAAACAGACACCCAAGAGGAAUCUCCGCAGAAACGACCAGGAAAUAAGAACGGUGAGAGCAGAGUUCCAAGUCUGGUGAUUAGAAAUGGAGAGUGUGUAGGAACUUUGAAAGCUCCUCUAAUCGUUUCGAAUAGUAGAGCUUCCAGAACGCCAAACUCCGAGUCUGCUGAAGCAAAUGAUUUGUAUCAAUGCGAGUUUUGUGAAGGAUCGUUUCCCUAUCAACUGCAGAUUAGACAACAUCUCGAUCUGUACCACGCCGAUCGUCUGCAUGAACUUUCCUGUAAGUUUUGUUCAAAAGUGUGCUUGAGCGCCACUGAGCUAAGUAAGCAUUGUCUCCAAAAGCAUGCUUCCACCAAAGUUAUCGAAUGUAAAAUAUGCCAAAGAACAUUCACCAGCAAUCAAGGAUUGUAUCAACACUAUCGCACAAUCAUGCAUCGAGCAGCAUGUGGCGAAGCAGUUUAUCCCAGGCGGCGCAACUCAUACAUUAGUGUGGGAACGCCGGAUCGAGCAUCAUCGGUAGCUAGUCCUGAUCAUGGAUGCGAGCAUCCGCAAAGCAGUAGUCGACCAAGACGGAAAUCCACUCAGCUGCGACCUUCGAUGGAUCUGGAUUACGAUCCAUAUGUAAAUGUAAAUUACGAGGACGUCAGCACGUACAAGUGUGACUAUUGCGACGAACAGUUCUACGACCAUGAGAGCUUAGGGCGACAUACAGCUGUUCAGCCGUGUCGAGUUGAGGUGGAACAGCUAAAUCUGGACCAGUUGCUCGAAAAAGUGGACCUAGAUGAGCUGUUGAGUCCGAUCAACGGUUCCGAAGACAUCGCGAUCGUGGAACCACCGAUCGAAAUUGUUGACCUUACCUAGCGGUGUCUUAGGCGUAAAAAGGUAAAAGUUAGAUUUUAUUUUGCGGGCAAACCUAUUGAUAUCCGUAAUGAUUGAUGAACGCAUAUUUUGUUGUAUGGGAUGAAUCCAAACACAAUUUAGUUUGAUAGUUUCUAAAUUGUAUGUGUGUGCAAUCAUAUAUUUUUAUUGUUUUUGUGGAACUUUAAACCACACCAAUUCUUUUAAAUGGUUGCAUUCAAAAUAAGAUGUUAACUAAUCCUUCCAUAGCUUUGAAUUUUGUCCUUGAUCAACAACAAAUGCUUUUAAACCCAUUGUCGUUUGAAGCCAGUAAUCAAUUUUGGUAAUGCAAAUUUUGCAUUGGAACUCUAUUUCUUCUAACCAAUUUGAGUUUUACUGGUUAUAAACUUCAUUAUGACAUUUUUCUUGAAAAGUCUUAGCGACAGCUUCUCAUAGCUAUUGAAACGCUACUCAAAUUAUGACAGACAAUUUGAACAUUGCUGUCUUCGGAACGUCGGAGGUUCAUUUUUUUCAAACCAAAUGGCAUUCCAACGAAUAACGCUGUAGAAAAACUCGACUUACAGACAACUAAUCUCAUUUACGUACUAUAAGAAAAAGUCUUUUCCAUUUAUAACUUUUCGUGAAUGUUCAAGUGGGUUUAAAUAAGAACGCUUAAGGUUUUCAUCAAAGUUCAAAAAUCGCGUUUAUUACUUAUUGUAUAACACUUUACUCAUAAGGAAGGUGCAUUUUUCGCAACCGAUUGUGGUUUUGAAAACAAAUACAUUUUUGAACGAUAGAUAAAUAAAUUCCACAAAACCGUGCUGUACAUCGAAGUCAGUCUCGAUCAAUUCCGUUGUCUCCUUAAUAAACCCAAAGCGAUAGAUAGAUAAAAUAUACCUACAUAAGAUAUGAAUAUGUGAAGUUAUAAUUUUUCUAGGGAUGAAUCAGCCUAUUGGUUGAAAAUCCCCAGAAAAAAAAGAAGUUAUAAUUUUCAUGAUCUCCAAUUGGACACACUGAAAAAAUUAGUCAAAACAUUUUUAGUGAAGUUUAUUAUAAACAUUCUUCGAAACGUUAAGAAUAGGAAUCUGACAUUUGGCAUAAUUUCAACUUACCGUGUGGUAACUGUUUUGAUAAAAUUGGAACAUGGAAGUUGCAAGAGGUGAGACGGCGGCCUUAUUACAUUGGUUUAGGUUUACUGGUGCCUCCUAGGUUUACGUGAAAUCUAGGACCCCUUAGCCUCCCUUAUUUCAUAAAAGUUCAAACGCGCAGUAUGAGGAGUCGGAUUUAGCGUAGGUCUAAACGCCAUGCUUAUGAUGGCGGUUAAACAUAAGUCAGCACAAUGCAAACAAAUAAAAACACCAUCUUCCUCAUGCUGCGCGUUCGAACUUUUCUGAAAUAUUGUCCUGUGCAGCCUAGAUCUGUGAUGCGUUGCGGCAAUGCCGCAAAACUAAAGAAACAUAAACUCGCAACUUUGUCUAAAAAGUUAGUCUCGACUUUUACAACACAAAAGAAUGAAAUUAUGCCAAAUGUCAUACUCCCGUUUAGAAUGUAUUAAUAUACUUAGCGAAAUUCAUAAGUAAAAUACAUUAAUAAGCACUGCAAAAAAUCUCCGCGUUAUGUUUGAUCAAGCUUAUAGGUAGGUACAUAUUUUAGUGAACUUCGUGUCUUCUCUCUGUAGUAAGUAUUCAAAACUAGAGUAUCGUUUAUGUUGUAACGGUUACCUAUUAAAAUUAAAGAAAUUCCAUAGGUAUAGCUAUGUAAAAGAAAAAACAGUGUUUUACUUACUAUUAUUUAGUUUGCUCUCGAUUCAAAAAAAGGAAAUUUUUUCAACACGUCCGAUGAUUAUUUCCAAAAGAUAAAAAAAAAAUAUACCUAAAUUAUUUUUACAAGGUCAAUAUGUAAGUAGAUAUGUAUUUUUGAAAAAAAAAGUUUAAAUGAAAGUUUAUUGGUUUGAAAAUUACCCCUGAACUUACGAAUUAUAAAUUUUAUCAUAUAGAAAAAGAUGUACCCAUAAUUUACAUUAUAUGUAAUAUUAUUUUGUUAUGAUAAAAAUUCUUUCUAAUGUUUAAAUUUUGGGCCUUCAAAUAACAGCGCAAUUCUUAGAGCAAAUGAUCAAAAUACAAUAUUAGUUCUAGCAGAUUUAUAAACAUUAUUUACUUUAUUUUAUUAACUCCAAAAUGUUUGAAAUCGAGACCAAUAUACA